This is a messenger RNA of Ceraceosorus bombacis, 2147 nucleotides long. NCBI's taxonomy places the organism in Eukaryota, Fungi, Basidiomycota, Exobasidiomycetes, Ceraceosorales, Ceraceosoraceae. The record is from the annotation of a GenBank genome assembly.
CGUCGCCACCAAUCUCCUCUUCCUGCUGCUGCUCUUCUGGACUGUAGCGCUUUUCCGCACGCCGCCUGGCCAGCGUCAAGUUGUGGAGCAUUUCAUGUUCUUCAACAGCAUCGGCAUGCAUUUUGAUUUGAAUGCUGAGGCUGACGGCGUGGAUGUGUGCGUCGGCUGGGCCUUGCAGCAGUCUGUUGUGAAGGGAAGAUGUAUUCCUUACGUGGUGGGUAGUCCGAGCUAAAUCGGGAUGGCAGAGAGAUCUACAUACACGUAGAUACUUGUACACGCACAGGAAAGGGCUCAUCUGUCCUCCUAAAGCGCCGAGCAUACAGGGAGGGGGCCCCGUGCACACACACAAUCACAAAUUGCCGUCUUGGAUGGCUGCUGCGACUCGCAAUCAAACGCACAAUAUCAAAGGGAUGGCGUGUAAUCCAGAGCAUGUGGCGCAAUCAGCCGCCAUCCGUGCACAUCAUGUAUGACGGUAGGCUCGGCACAGUCGUGAGUCUUCGACCAUCAAAAUUGGCAGAGGUUAUCACACCUCUCUCGAGCAAAACCAUCUCGAGGCGCUGCCGCAACGCUCGACUCAGACUCGAUCAUCCUCGCCCGGUAGCUGCGCUGCUGCCGUGCAUCAUGACUGUUCUUUCUUCCGAAGGACCAACACUGGCUCUUCAAGCCGAACGGCGAACAGCACUCUUUCAGUCGCGAGAGGAGCAGACAGCGGUGCAAAUCAUUCGUGGUUGGCAGCGAGUCGGUGCACGGGUGCGAGUGCGCACGCACCGAUACAUGCAGCACCCCAUCAAUCCGACCACUUUAAGCCGGGGAGCAACUCUUUUGGCUGCGCUGACACUUGCAUAAAACACCAUCAUUUUGCGCAGCUACUGCACCGGGGAGCCUCAUCGACACACACUCAAAGAUUCUGUGACCACAUCAAGUACAGAUCACGCGGCAUCAUCCCUCAGAUCGCACUUGACUCACGAGUCAGUCUCGCAAAGAUCACACCUCAUACUCUGAUGAGUGUGUCACGACAGCGUGCUCGUAUCAGCACGCAUGCUCUAUCGCACUCAUCGUGACUCUGCACGCUUGCGAUGCUCGAUGCUCGGUUCUGCAACACCUACGAGAAGCGCUUUGAGAGCCUCAUUUCAGGAGCUAUCAAGAGGUUGCAAGCUGUCUUGAGUCGAGAGUCAAGGGCCCGCCGAACGCAACGCGAAUGUCCCGCUUCGAGCGCUGAGCGAUUGUAAAGGCUCAGCAGCACCAGUCAAGCUCGUUCUGUCUCGACCUCCUUCGCGCGCGAAGAUUGGCCGCAACCGACGCCGCGAAGCUCGAUCCCAAACCAGCAAGUACUAAGCAUGCGACUGCAACCACGACUUUUGACUGCUCGAAUGCACCUAUGUUGCGCGGAAUAAAUCCUCACCUCGGCGACAUCUGCGCAGCCAAUCAAUAGAGCAGUGAUGGCAUAACAAAUUGUACGGAGACUCAUGGGACCAACACUUGGGCGCUAUAGUGUAGAGAUCAACAUGAUCGACCACAGGCAGACGCGAUCAGGGUGCUUGUGCUACAUGAGUCUUCAUCAUUGAGGAUGUCGGCAAUUAUACACCAGUAUCCAAAAGAGACCAAGGCUAAGCCUGCUUCUUUACCUACAUUCAGUCUUGGCCUCGUCUCUGCACCCUCUCACCAGCCUCACUCCUCUCCUCCCGACCUCUUUUCGACGUCAACAGCUUGCGAUCCCUCACCUCUGACCGUACGGUAUUUGCCACUUUCUCCGCCAGUAAGCUUGCGUUUUGUCAUCUUCCUCUCAGCAUAGUCGCUCCCAACACAGUCACUUCUCGAUCUAUGUGCAUUUAUGAGGCCGCUUUCCAGCCAUUCCAACGCGACGACUUCCUCGCAUUCCUCCUCGUCGUGUCCCGGCGCGCACAUCACCACAGCAUCUCGUCUGACCCUGCUCACAGCAAGAAGCACCCGACCACUAAGUCCUUCGCGCAUAAGCGCGCACUGGGGGCACGUUUCGCUAGACUCUCGCAAAGAGCAUCCUGUCAAGAUAUGCCACAGCGCUGAUCCCACCAUAUCCAGCGCAGUUGAGCGCUCACUCUCGAUCAGCAGGUCGUCGGAUCGGCAAUCGAUGGAGUCUUCAGCUCGAAGCAGGAGCCGCGAGCGCCCAU